GAAAUUGGCAGUUUGGCACAACACAAUCCGCCAUUUCCCCAAUUUUCUCAAAGUUGGGCUUGUUAGGAUGUUCAAAAUCCUUCAUACAAUCCCUUUCUCCUGCCUCCGAUCUCCUUUCCGGUACUCGACUACCUCCUUUUCAUCAUCAUCAUCACCAAAAAUCACAGCAACUCCAUCAACACGUUUCAUCGUGGACUACCUCAUCGAUUCUCUUGGAUUCCAUGAAGAUGAAGCCGUUGCUGUUUCUUCCAAGGUACCUCAUCUGAAAUCCACUGCUAAUUCUGAUUUAGUUGUUAAUCUCUUCAAAGAUUAUGGUUUAGACGAUGUCCAGAUCCGAAACAUCGUCUCUGCCGCGCCCAGAACCCUAACACUUAGACCAAGCAAAACCCUAGAACCCAAAUUAAGGGUUUUCAGGGAACUAGGAUUACCCGGGGCGGAUCUAGUGAAGCUGGUUAAGAGAAAUACGUAUAUUUUUAGAAAGGGUUUACAUACUCAGCUCAUUCCUACUGUUGAUUAUCUUAGAAAAUUAUUGGGUUGUGAUGAAAAAGUGGUUCAAAUGAUUAAUAGAUCAAGAUGGGUGCUUUUACCAAGUAAGACUCUUAGCAGAAUAUCCGCAAAUAUAUCUUUGCUGCAGAAAUAUGGUUUAUGUGAGGAGAAAAUCCUCAAGUUCUUGGUCACUAAUCCUCAGUAUAUGAAGCAGGCACCUGACUUUUUCGAAAGUAAGCUGCAAUAUGUUGAAGGAAAAUUGGGUAUUUCUCGUGAUUCAUCAAACUUCAUUCAUGGAUUGGCUGCUGCUUUAUAUCGUAGUGAAUCAGAUAUAGAGAAUAACGUACAAAUCUUUCGUAGCUUUGGUUGGUCCAAUUUAGAAAUAGCUACCUUGUUCAAGGCUCAACCUUACUGUUUGAGCAAGUCAGAAGCUUACAUUAGUGAUAAGUUGAACUUUUUCAUGAAGGAACUCAAGUAUACCCCUUGUUACUUGAUGGGUCGCACUUCUUUCUGGACAUUGAGUUUAGAGAAACGGAUUAAACCGAGGAAUGAAGUCCUCAAAAUCUUGAAAGAGAAGGAGAAGCAGAACAAACUUUUCAUCCAAAAACUAAUAAACAGCUGCCAGAUUGAGGUUUGGAGCAGCCUUCAAGUGGCUGGAGUUGGGCUUUGAGUGCUGAUCUAAAACGGAGGAAUUCCGAACGCAAAGUUGGAUCUGCAACAUCAAAAUACUUGGUUUCACAUAAGGUUAGUUUCUUGUUUAGAAAAAAAACCGAUAGAUCAAAGAAGGCAUUAUGUUAGUUUCUUGGUUAGUUGGUAAGUUAUCUUUUGUUGUCGCAUCUGCUCCACAUAUAUCUUUGGUUUGUUUCUACUUUUUUAACAAAUGAUAUGAAUAUGCUAUAAAAUGAUUUUG
Cynara cardunculus var. scolymus (artichoke) is the source of this 1396-nucleotide messenger RNA. RefSeq lists its product as uncharacterized. Gene Ontology annotation, biological process: regulation of DNA-templated transcription; chloroplast organization. The transcript is spliced from 2 exons. Gene Ontology annotation, cellular component: chloroplast. Bases 68 to 1156 code for a protein of 362 amino acids. Lineage: Eukaryota; Viridiplantae; Streptophyta; Magnoliopsida; Asterales; Asteraceae. Gene Ontology annotation, molecular function: double-stranded DNA binding. The record is from RefSeq and is a predicted model, not a curated record.